This is a messenger RNA of Acanthamoeba castellanii str. Neff, 981 nucleotides long. RefSeq lists its product as uncharacterized. Gene Ontology annotation, biological process: dephosphorylation. The transcript has 4 exons. The record is from RefSeq and is a predicted model, not a curated record. The coding region runs from base 1 to 981 and encodes 326 amino acids. NCBI's taxonomy places the organism in Eukaryota, Discosea, Longamoebia, Acanthamoebidae. Gene Ontology annotation, molecular function: phosphoprotein phosphatase activity.
AUGGACCUCUACCACUACCUGCCCAACGAGACGAGCGGAGGGCCGGGCAAGACGCGCUCCUUCACCUGCCCGCGCUACCGGCGCUUCCCCAUCGACCUUGUCACCCGCCGCCUCACCUACCGCGGGUUGAUGAUGUCGGCGCCAAAGCGGGUCUACUGGAAGAUGAUGGCGUGCUCCCUGCGAGGCCGUCCCCGUCCGGAUCUCGCACCCUCGGCCUCCUCGAUUUCGCUCGCGGACCUUCCCUCGCAGUCGCCGGGCCGCGACGCGGACCGUGAGAAGGAGAAGAAGAAGGGAAGCUACCGCCACCGCGCCCUCGCCGCCCUCUCGACCUCCGCACCCGACCUGCGCCGCCACUUUCCGGCGGCCGCCGCGCCACCGCCAUCCACGCCCCGUGGGACGGCAUCACCAUCACACCACCAAUCCAACGACGAACGCCCCGAUCUCUACGAGGUCGACCUCGAGGAGGACAUGAUCGAUGCGAGCCUGAGGGUCAAUGCGACGACGGCCUCGCAGGUGUUCGUGAGCGAGGUGUUCAAUCCGUUGGGACUCCUCGGGUUCACGCGGCUGCUGCUCGAGCACUCGGCGCGCGAGCUGGGCCACGCCCUCCGCCUCCUCAUCGACAGGAGGAACCACCCGCUCCUCAUCCACUGCACCUCGGGCAAGGACAGGACCGGGCUGGUGGUGGCGCUGGUGCUGAGCGUGUGCGGGGUGGCGCGUGAGACGAUCGUGGAGAACUACGCCGAGUCGGAGAUGUACCUGCGGUUCGUGAUGGGGGACAUCAUCAAGGAGAACCGGAGCAAGGGCCUCGGCGAACACUUUGACGGCACGCCGCGCGAGGUCAUGCGGGACACCCUCGCCUUCAUCGACCAGCGGUGGGGCUCCGUGCCGGCCUUCCUCAACUCGGCGUGCCUCUUCUCCUUCGUCGAGCAGGCCUACCUCCGCAAGCUCCUCGUCGAGGAGCCGCCCUCGACGAGGGGUUGA